Morone saxatilis (striped sea-bass) is the source of this 1801-nucleotide messenger RNA. It is a transcript of the gene ogfod3, whose product is annotated as urotensin-2 receptor 2. Gene Ontology annotation, cellular component: membrane. The transcript has 9 exons. Bases 150 to 1115 code for a protein of 321 amino acids. Lineage: Eukaryota; Metazoa; Chordata; Actinopteri; Moronidae. The record is from RefSeq and is a predicted model, not a curated record. Gene Ontology annotation, molecular function: oxidoreductase activity, acting on paired donors, with incorporation or reduction of molecular oxygen; L-ascorbic acid binding; iron ion binding.
CUGACCAAUGCGAGCGCAGCAGGAAGUGGGGAGACGUUCAGGUGGCGGUACAAGCUGUUGGCGGGUCGCACGGUAUGGUCGGUCGGGCCGAGAGCAGCACCGCUAACGACGGUGCUUUCUAAAUGCUACAGCAGACGCGUUGAGUCAAAAUGGUGCUACUGCGACAGAGAACCGCGCAGGGCUCUAAUGCCACUGAGAUAGAGAAGAAAAUUAAACGAGGUAAUGCGCUGCGGCAGGGAUCUGCAUGGAGGGCGUCCCGAGGGCCUGUCGCCCUGCUGCUGAUAGCUGUGACUGUGUGCGGGGCGGCUGUGUGGCUCUACAUAACCUCUCUAGACGGCGAAAUUACAGAGACAUUGGUCAGCCGAGGUGAGCUGGUCUCUCCCCAGCCCAGAGUCUACACAGUCCAGUGCUCUGAAGACUACGAGAACUACCAACGCUAUCCAGGAUGCACCCCUCAGAAGUGUGGCCGCGCAGUCACAGACAGCGUGGUGACGAGGGAGGAGGCUCAGCUCCUCAGGAGGCUGGCUGAGAGAGGGCUGGCGUUGGCUGGGUCAGAAGGAGGAGCUUCCAUACUGGACUUGCACUCUGGGGCGCUCUCGAUGGGAAAACAGUUUGUCAACAUCUACAGGUACUUUGGGGAUCAGAUCAGGGAUGUGUUCACACAAGAGGAUUUCCAGCUUUACAGAGAUGUACGUGGGCGUAUUCAGACAGUUAUUGCUGAGACUUUUGGUUUGGACCCGACCCUGAUGUACCUCACCAAGCCCACCUUCUUCUCCAGAAUCAACAGCACAGGAGCCAAGACCCAACACGACGAGUACUGGCACCCACACAUAGAUAAGGUGACUUAUGGCUCUUUUGACUACACCUCACUGCUGUACCUGUCUGACUACGGCUCUGACUUCACCGGGGGACGAUUUAUCUUCAUGGACCAAAAUGGCAACCGGACAGUGGAACCACGGGCAGGACGAGUCUCCUUCUUCUCUUCCGGCACCGAGAACCUCCACCGCGUUGAGAGGGUGACAUGGGGGACGCGCUUCGCCAUCACCGUGUCCUUCACCUGCGACCCUGCACACGCCAUCUCUGACCCCGCCCUGCCCGGAGGCACCCACGGGUGACGGCGCUGCCUCUGGCUCGUAAAAGCCCUGUAACAAAGAAGGGGGAGCAGCGGAGGGGAGGGACGGGGACGUAGGGGAAGGAAGAAGUGAGAUUUUAUAUUGGUAUACUGUAGCUGCACGGUCAAUAUCUGUCAUUUUCCUUUAUUUUCAGAUAUUGACUUGCUGCCCGUUACUGAUUCUGCUACAGGAAAACCAUCUCUUCUGCAGAGGUGUUUUCUUAUUUGUUACUGACCCUUGUAUUUUUAUCCAAUUUUCUACACCACUUGCUUUUUUUUAUUGCACCAUCAUAAUUACUAGCAUUAGGCGUGUUUGGGUUCCCCACACAUUUCCACAAUCUGUUCCUCUUGACCACUGGAGGGACGGCUCGAGCAGGGAUUGCCUCUCGACUGAAACUGUUUCAAAGAGGCUAAAGUGGGAUUGUCUGUUUUCUGUGUGUCUCUGGGUGUUUUUCAUUUGAAGGAGAGAUGUCGAUUCCUUGAAGAAGAGAUAUAAAUCUGGUCAAUCACCCACUGAAUCAACCUUUCAUCACAAAAUCCUGCCCCUCACCCAUGACACAGGAGGUGUUUUCUUCUAAGAAGAACCCUCUCUUUGUUCAAGAGUGAUUGCUCUUUCUUGUGUGUUACAUUUACUACUCCAGUGGGGUCGCUGAGAAUGGUCUGAAAUAAAAUACUGACAGAACCUGAAAA